AUGCGUCUCUCGCCUCCGCCGUCGCCCGAUGUUUCUCCACUCCGGCCACCAGGGAUCGCUCUGUCUCGGCCAGCACUCGCUGCCGCCGAUAUCACGCCGCCAUCCACGCUGUCCGAGACACCACCACACGUCCUCCUCAGAGGCACAGCAGGCCGGAUGGCCACCCUCUAUGCCUUGGGGCGAAGGGAAGACUCCCGGCACAGAGGAGAAGAACCAGCCCGGACUGUAGCAGUGGCCUCUGGGAUCCAGGAAUCAGAGAAAGCCUUGUCCAGGAGGAGGCGCUAUGCUAUCAACUCUCAGGGCUAUAAGUGGGACCAUGUGAAUCUGACAUACAAGAUCGUGCAGUUCCCCAGCACUCUCAACAGGGGGGACACCGAAAGAGCCAUCGCCAAGGCCUUCCGCAUGUGGAGCGACGUCUCGCCCCUCACCUUCCGGCGCCUGCCUCCUACCCAACAGGCGGACAUCACCAUCGGCUUCUACACUUUCAACCACACCGACUGCUGGUUCUCCCCUCUGCACCCCUGCUUCGAUGGGCUCAACGGGGAGCUGGCCCACGCCUUCCUCCCGCCUCGUGGUGAGAUCCACUUUGAUAACCACGAGUUUUGGAUUCUGGGGCGCUCGCGCUUCAGUUGGAAGCAAGGCGUCUGGCUGAAUGACCUGGUGCAGGUAGCAGCUCACGAGAUCGGCCAUGCGCUGGGCCUGUGGCACUCCCGGGACAUCCGGGCCCUCAUGCAUCCCAACGCCACGUAUAGUCGGACGUGGCGCAUUGGCCAGGAUGACGUCUGGGCCAUCCAGCGGCUGUACGGCUGUGUGGAUGAGAAGAGACAGUGCCCGUCAUGGGCCCAGCAGGGAUUCUGUACGCGCCAGCGAGACUUCAUGAAGCGGCACUGCCCGAGGAUCUGCAAUGCCUGUUUCGAGCACCCUUCUACAUCCGCGUCCUCUUCUCUGCCUGCCCGGCCUUCUCGCAUUCGGUUAAGGUUCAUCUCUAAGGGCAGAGUCAUCACCUUCCGUUGUGGGACGAACGCCUCCACAUCCGACCUGCGAGUCAGCUGGUAUAAAGAUGGGGUCUUCCGCUCCCUCCCGGGCUUUGAGCUGCUUCCCAACCAGGACAUGCGAUUUGUUGCGACGGAGUUCAGUGAAGGGCGCUACGCCUGCUUGAUCCGUCGUGGUGGCAGGACUCUCCGGAUUAAUUCCUGGCAG
Gekko japonicus is the source of this 1200-nucleotide messenger RNA. Its product is annotated as matrix metalloproteinase-23-like. Gene Ontology annotation, biological process: proteolysis; collagen catabolic process; extracellular matrix organization. Gene Ontology annotation, cellular component: extracellular matrix. Gene Ontology annotation, molecular function: metalloendopeptidase activity; zinc ion binding. Lineage: Eukaryota; Metazoa; Chordata; Lepidosauria; Squamata; Gekkonidae. The record is from RefSeq and is a predicted model, not a curated record.